This is a messenger RNA of Oldenlandia corymbosa var. corymbosa, 780 nucleotides long. Lineage: Eukaryota; Viridiplantae; Streptophyta; Magnoliopsida; Gentianales; Rubiaceae. The record is from the annotation of a GenBank genome assembly.
AUGGCCUCUGAUGAGUACCCAGUGAAGGCUGUUGGAUGGGCUGAGAAAACAGAGUACUUCUCCAGAAGGGCGACUGGGGAGCAUGAUGUGCAAUUCAAAAUGUUGUAUUGUGGGAUAUGUCAUGGAGAUCUUCACAUGAUCAAGAAUGACUUAGGCAUGUCUCGUUACCCUGUGGUGCCGGGGCAUGAAAUUGUGGGAGUGGCAACUGAAGUUGGGAGCAAAGUGAAGAAGAUCAAUGUGGGUGAUAAAGUCGGCGCUGGAUUCUUGCAGGAGUCCUGCCGCAGCUGUGAAAUGUGCACCCAAAAUACUGAAAACCACUGCCCCAAUUUGACAUUGACAUUUGGUAGCACUCUUCCCGACGGCAGCAUCACCUAUGGAGCUGUGAAGUUUGCCAAGGCAUUUGGGGCUAAGGUGACAGUGAUCGGUACAUCUGAGAGUAAAAAGAAGGAAGCCAUUGAGAAGCUCGGUGCGGAUGGUUUCUUAAUCAGCGCUGAUCCUGAGCAGAUGCAGGCUGCAGCUGGUACAAUGAAUGGGAUAAUUGAUACAGUUUCUGCGGCGCAUCCUCUCAUGCCUUUGAUCAAUUUAUUGAAGACGAAAGGGAAUAUUAUAAUGGUUGGUGCACCUGAUAAACCACUUGAGCUCAACACAGUUGCACUUCUUCUGGGUGGGAAGAGUGUGAUUGGGAGUGGGAACGGAGGCAUCAAGGAAACUCAAGAGAUGUUGGAUUUUGCAGCAGAGCACAAUGUUGUUGCAGAUGUUGAGGUCAUCAGAAUGGACUAG